Xenopus laevis (African clawed frog) is the source of this 2564-nucleotide messenger RNA. RefSeq names its product potassium channel, two pore domain subfamily K, member 2 S homeolog (gene kcnk2.S). NCBI's taxonomy places the organism in Eukaryota, Metazoa, Chordata, Amphibia, Anura, Pipidae. Bases 773 to 2011 code for a protein of 412 amino acids. The transcript has 7 exons. Gene Ontology annotation, cellular component: membrane; plasma membrane. Gene Ontology annotation, biological process: stabilization of membrane potential; potassium ion transmembrane transport. Gene Ontology annotation, molecular function: potassium channel activity; outward rectifier potassium channel activity; potassium ion leak channel activity. The record is from RefSeq and is a predicted model, not a curated record.
AUAUUCACAUGUCCUAAUUAAAAUGACCAUAUGUCGUUCAGUCCAUCAUGUUGAACCUGUAAAGCUCCGGCUUUUGAAAGAAAGCCCCUGUCAUUGCCUUUCAGCUGUAAAUGUGAGUUGCAGUUCUACAGGCACAUUUGAUAAUUGGUGUUCUGCGGUGAGAUGAGCUUGUAUCCCCUGGGUGAGGUGUCCUUGCAGCCUCCGUGUGAGUUGUAAGUACCCUCCUCCCUCAUUAGGGCAGGGUGGUAUCAAUCAGAAUGGCUCAGACAGGGAGGAGAUGGGCUGAAAUUCUGUGCUGGAUUCUACAAAGGCUGGAACGUUGAGUCUGUAGAGACCAGGGCUGAGGCUGAAACACACACAGAGACUGCCGAGCUCAUCUGCUUCUUUCUCUCUGUUACAUAACUGACCCCCCAAUCCUGGCACCUGCCUCUCCCCCUGUCCCUCCCCCAUUCUUCUCCUUAUUCCCAUCUCAUGUGGCCAAAGUAGACUUCUCCCCCUUUCACUCUUCCUUUCUCUCUCUAUUCAUUUCCUUUCUCUCUCUCUAUUCAUUUCCCUUCACCUUCUUUCACUUCCCUUUUCUGCUACUCCUCCCUUUUUUAUUCCUCCUAAGUGGAGCAGAAGACUAACCCUGUGGAUUAUUCCCAUUAUCUAUUUUCAACAUUAGUCCUUUUUUUUUCCUCCUUUAAACAACAUUUUAUUCCUGAACUUGACAGCAGCCCCACCAUCAAACAAUGUCUUGCUGUCCAGGAAAGCAGCUGCACAGAACGUGGAAAUGAUGGCCGCACCAGAUUUACUGGAUCCCAAAUCAGCAGCACAGAACUCAAAGCCAAGAUUAUCCUUCUCUGCAAAGCCGGCCGUGGUGUCCACCAGGGACAACAGGGAGAUCACAGUUAAUGUAAUGAAAUGGAAAACAGUAUCCACGGUUUUUCUAGUAGUGGUUCUCUAUCUCAUAAUAGGCGCCACAGUGUUCAAAGCUCUGGAGCAGCCAAAUGAAAGUGCAAUGAGAACCACCAUCAUGAUUCAAAAGAAUAAUUUCAUCAUGAACCACUCGUGUGUCAACAUCACAGAACUGGAUGAACUCAUUCAGCAACUUAUGGCAGCUAUUAAUUCGGGGAUCAUACCUAUAGGAAAUACCUCCCAUCAGAACAGCCACUGGGAUUUGGGAAGCUCUUUUUUCUUCGCUGGCACCGUUAUCACUACUAUAGGUUUUGGAAAUAUUUCCCCACGCACGAAAGGUGGAAAAAUAUUCUGCAUUAUUUAUGCCUUAUUGGGAAUUCCAUUGUUUGGAUUUCUUUUGGCCGGCGUUGGAGAUCAACUAGGGACCAUCUUUGGCAAAGGAAUCGCCCGGGUAGAAGAUAUGUUUGAAAAGUGGAAUGUAAGUCAGACGAAAAUUCGCAUCAUAUCGACUGUAAUAUUCAUCCUGUUUGGGUGCAUCCUGUUUGUGGCUAUUCCAGCUGUCAUCUUCCAGCACAUAGAAGACUGGCAUACGUUGGAUGCUUUCUACUUUGUCGUUAUCACGCUUACCACUAUUGGAUUUGGGGACUAUGUCGCCGGUGGAUCAGAUAUAGAAUAUUUGGACUUUUACAAACCUGUUGUAUGGUUUUGGAUCUUAAUAGGACUUGCUUACUUUGCUGCAGUGCUCAGCAUGAUUGGCGACUGGCUUAGAGUCCUCUCCAGGAAGACAAAGGAAGAGGUUGGGGAGUUCAGAGCGCAUGCUGCUGAAUGGACCGCCAACGUAACGGCAGAAUUCAAAGAAACACGGCGUCGCUUAAGUGUGGAGAUUUACGACAAGUUCCAACGGGCAACAUCCGUUAAACGGAAGUUUUCGGCAGAACUGCCCAUGAGCUCCAAUCCAGAAAUGACUCCCUGCAGGAGAACCUUGUCAGUCAAUCACCUGACCAAUGACAAAGAGUUCUUUUCGCCUGUGACCAAAUGUGAGAGUAUUUACCUUAACGGCUUGACGCCACACUCGGCCAACGAGGAAAUUGCCAUCAUUGAGCACUUUAAGUGACAGUUGAUCCUGCUUUCUAUCUGAGAUGCUUCAAUCGCCAUCAUUACAGACUACCAGCAUUUUAAACUCUGCAUGAGCUCAGAACAUAUAGGGACAAGGAGACACUGUUAUAUAAAUACAUAAUGUAAUAUAAUGUAUAGCGGUUUCGUUAAAACAAUCAGAAAUUACUACUGAAUUCAACGUCUGAUGCCUUUAAGUGCCCAGACUGUUUUUUUUCUUUUUUAUAAUGUGCCAUAACAUAUACAAAAUAUAUUGUUAUUACUUUGGUAUGACAACAGGGGAAUAAUAGCAAAUGCUCCGGAUUUGAACUGUCAGAACAAUGGGAAGUUUAAGGACUACAUUUUUUUUUAUAAAAACUGAAUUUAUUGUGAUGCAGCCUUUACCUAAGAAACUGUUAUCAGUGCCUUAUAAAUUAAAAGACACAAAACCUCCAUCCCUGUUACAUGUUUGUCUCUUUCCAUUUUCCCUUUUCACCCAAGGAACGUAUUGCAUUACAAUUUUUUUUUUAUUGUAGGAAAUUAAUGAAAUUAAUGAAUGAAAAUAAUAACUUUAA